AUGAACCGACUUGUGAAUGCGCUCAUCCUUAUCAUGAGCUCGGGAUGGAUAGCCCACAGUUUGCACGAUCGGUGCAUGGUCUAUUCAUUUGACAAUAUCGAACCAUCGGCCAACCUCACAUGGACACCGUGUUUCGAUGCCUUUGGCUGCUCUAGACUGGAAGUUCCUUUGGACUAUUCAAACAGGAGUCUUGGCACAACGUCGAUUGCCCUCAUCAAGGUGGCUGGCAAAACUGCCACCGCUGAGUCUCCAACCAUUGUGAUCAACCCUGGCGGUCCGGGUGGUUCUGGUGUCGACCUAGUCCUCACAUAUCAGAAUCUUCUCGGGCAGGUAUUUGGAGAGCAGUACAACUUCGUCUCCUUUGACCCUCGCGGUGUGAACAACAGUGGCUUGCAUCUCGACUGCUUCUCAAAGGACGCAACAGCAAGAUCAGCUUUCUAUCGACUGCAUAGGACCGGCGCCACCAAUAUCUCAUCAACAUCGCUUGAGGAGCAGUACUAUUCCAGCUCUAUCUACGGCGAGUGGUGUAACAAUGCGGUGGAGAACAAUUCACCCCAUUCAUAUUAUGUGACGACGCCAGCCGUUGCACAUGAUUUGCUCACAUUUAUCGAAGCCGAGGCCGAGAUGAACGGCCAGUCACCAUCUAACGCCAAGCUAUGGAGCUAUAGCAUCAGUUAUGGCACUGUCAUUGGAAGCACUUUCGCUUCUAUGUUUCCUGACCGCGUGGGGAGAAUGAUCCUCGAUGGUGUUCUGAACGCCGAGCAAUACUAUAACAACUAUUGGACGGACAAUGCGGAUCAAAUGGACGAGGCCAUGGAAACCUUCUCGACCUUCUGUCAUUCCGCAGGCGCUGCAAAGUGCUCCUUCUGGGGACCCACCCCAGCUAACAUCACGGCAAGAAUGAACAGCAUCAUCCGUCAGCUUCAGAACCAUCCAGUCCCGCUAAGCGGCAUCAGCGAUCCAGACCUGCCGACAAUGGUCACUUAUUCAGACCUAAAGUCUCUUUUUCUCAACACAAUCUACACCCCAUUGUCAAGCUUUCCCGGCAUGGCUGACAUCCUACACCAGGCCGAGCGUGGGAAUUUCUCUGCUCUCGCGGGUGUGUAUGAUGAGUCAAACGCUAUAACCGAUGCCCGUCUUGCCAUUACAUGCACCGAUUCGUAUCGCAGAAACAGGCUUACUACCAUUGAAGAGUUCAAGAUGUGGGCGGAGUACAUGACUUCCAAGAGCAAGUACAUCGGUGAUAUCUACCCCACCUAUCUGGAAGGUAUCUUAUGCCGAUCAUUCCGGCCGCACUUGCCUGAUAGCAUGGUGGUUCACGGCGAAAUAAGCGCACUAAAACGGCCUACGUCCUUCCCGAUCGUCUUUACGAGUAAUACCAUCGACCCUAUUACACCGUUGCAAUCGGCGCGGAAGAUUUCCUCUCGGUUUGCCGGAUCGGUUCUGUUAAUGCAAGAAGCCGUUGGUGCUUACUCGCGGGACGUUUUAUUCAGCAUACGGUCAUCGACCAGGGGGGCUCAGACUGUUACUUUGAACAUAUCCAGGCAUACCUCCAGGGCACUGUUCCAGCGUCCAACACUACAUGCCCGCGACAGUACAUUCCUUUCAUAG
Messenger RNA from Aspergillus ibericus CBS 121593, 1611 nucleotides. RefSeq lists its product as uncharacterized. The record is from RefSeq and is a predicted model, not a curated record. The coding region runs from base 1 to 1611 and encodes 536 amino acids. The transcript has 6 exons. NCBI's taxonomy places the organism in Eukaryota, Fungi, Ascomycota, Eurotiomycetes, Eurotiales, Aspergillaceae.